Molecule: messenger RNA, 1809 nt
Organism: Paramecium sonneborni
Lineage: Eukaryota; Ciliophora; Oligohymenophorea; Peniculida; Parameciidae
Source: the annotation of a GenBank genome assembly
AUGAUUUUAAUUCUAAUUUUUGUUAAUUUGAUAGAGGGAAUUGUGAUUAAAGAAGUGACUGACAAAAACUAAACAAAGAAAUUUCAUUUAGAUCAUGCAACAACAAUAAUUACAAUGCCAGGAGCAUCAGAUUCUAUAUUAAUAGGUCAUUAAAAUGAUAGUUACUGUUGGCCCUAAUAACCAGCUGUAAAGACAGAAAUAAAAACAAUGAAUAUAAUAACAGAAAAGGAUUUAACUGAUUAUGUUUAUUAGGAAGAAACUCCAUUAAAUUUUGGAUAAUUUAUUGGUAUGGUUCAUGUUAGGGAUGGUUUUAUAGCAAUAACAUCAAAUGCAAAGAUUUAUCAUUUGAAAUUUAAUUACAACUACAUACAUGAGAUAUUCAGUUUUCCAGAAUAUGGAAAUCCUUAUGAAUUUGCAGGUUUUAGAUGGAAAGUCGAUUUAUAAGCUUAUGCACCAACCACAGAAGAUAAAGAAGAAAUACCUUAAAUUUUAUAUUUGAAGACAAACAAUUUGGUGUUAGUUUUAUAUCCAAAUAGUGCUUAAUUUUUUAGUAUGUAUGAAAUGGAUGCAAAUUCAAAAAAUUUAAUUUUGUAUACAGCAUCCUCUUGGAAGUAGAGAAAAGAAAGAGGACUUACUAAAGAAUAUUUUGGUUAUGUUUAUAGUAGUGUAGGAAGAGAUGGAAUUGAUAUUUAUAGAGUUUCAUCUUAUGAUGUUAGAUUUGAAUUAACAAUUGAUUUGAUAAAUUUGUUUCCAGAUUUUACAAAAUUAUCAGAUUUUAUAGUGAUAAAGAAAGAACAUGAUGAAUUUCAUAUGUUUAUGUUAGAUGUUGUUAUUGGACUGAUAGAGUUGGCAAUAGAAAUAGAUGAUGGAGAAUUUAAAUACAAAGUAAGACCUGAAAUACCAAGAAAAGAAGGAGGAAUAGCAGUAGAUACAAAAAAUGGUAGAAAUGUAUUUGUGGUUUACAAAGAAUUAUUUAGGUAUUCGAUUAUUGAAUAUUUGUAUGAUAAAAAUAUAGAAGGAUAUGAAAUUGUGAAUGAACAUAUUUCUUAUUAAAAAGUAGUUGGAUUGAAAGUAACUGAUGAAUUUGUGCUAAUCCAAGGUUUAAUCCAUCAUUAAUUGAUUUUCUCAAAUUCUUUUAAAUUAGUUAAUCCAGAUACUGAACCAACUAUUUAUACUUAAUUUGGAAUUCGUAAUUUCAUGUUUUUUGACGCAAAUAUUACAGAUUAACCAUUACUUAAAAAGUUUAACAUAACUGGUUUUCAAUUUGAUGAUUUCUUUUUUGGAGUAACAGCUUCAGGAGCAGUUUUAGUUCGAUAUAAUUUUACUCCAGCAGGAGUUAAAUGUUUUAGUAACAAUGGUAAACUUAUUAUUUAUUAUUAAUAGAAACCUAAGUGUUAACUCAAUAAAGUUAUUAAGUCAAAUAUAAUGUUACUUAAUUUAUUGAUGGAGAAGUUAACAGAGACUUUGUUGUCAGACAUAGCUUUAAUUUAGUUGUUUAACUAUCCUAUCCAGAACCUAUCUUAGAAGAUGAGCUAAUCAAAACCUUGGUUCUCGUUUUUGUUCUGCUAUUAGGUAAUAGAAUAAAUAUGUAUUAUUAAAGUUUGUUUGUUGGCAUUGGGAUGUGUGGAGAAGGUACGAUAAAAAAAUGAAAAUGAGAAGUUUAAGAGUCAACCAAAAACAGUAGAGAUGAUAAUUUAAUAAAAUCCAUUUUCAAAGAUCAAUCAAAAAUUAAUGAGCGAGGAUUAUAAAUCGAAAUAAGAAAAAAAAAAAGAUAAAAAAAAGUCCUAGAUGUAGCAACAGUUAAUAUGA